Messenger RNA from Parnassius apollo (apollo), 2439 nucleotides. Lineage: Eukaryota; Metazoa; Arthropoda; Insecta; Lepidoptera; Papilionidae. The record is from the annotation of a GenBank genome assembly.
AUGUCUUGUAAUACUUGCCACUGCGCUGAAAACAAUGCACUCUAUUGCACGAAAAUGGCAUGUCUAAAUGACGAAAGCAUUCAUCUACUAAAACACUUCAAGAAUAGUCCAUUGAAGACCUUAAGGCAAGGUUCUGAAGACAAUGGGCCUUAUUUACCGGAAUUGCCCAGGGUUACGGAUGUAUCAACACCGAACGAUGUUAGUCCACCGAUCACAGACGAUGAUUAUUCGGGCCUUCCAAGAUUACCACAUUCAGCUGCCAAGUGUGAGCGGGGAAAAAUUUACAUGGUGGACUGCAACUCCUGUCUAUGUUUGAAUAGUGGAAAUCUCAUAUGCGAGAGCAAGUUGUGCCCUGUCGAAGAAGAUAAGAUGUGGUCAGGAUCAAAGGUGAAAAAACUGCACGGUCCCUCAAAAAAACGGCCAAUUCUCGACGUGUAUAAGGACAAGUGCGAACCUGGCACUAUGUACAAUUCAAGUAACAUACGAACAAAACCACUGGCAUUAGGAAUGCACAAUCUAACUGUAUGCGGUGAAUCAUUUUUGAAAGAUGCUAUGUAUUUAAUGUCAGGUCACGAAUAUAUUCGAAGAAUAGGAAACGAUAGCAAUGCAAGACCAUCAUCAGUUUUAAAUAAGGUCAACCCUAUGAUAGAAGAAAUCUAUGAUAAAGACAGAGGAGUUUUAAUUUCUGCUAGAAAUAUGGUAGGUGUGGAAAAUUCUGAUUCAGAAUACGAUUCUAAAUCGAAAAUUGAUUCUAGAACUCAAAUGCCAUAUGAAGAAUUUGAUAAUGAAGCUAUUUCAGAUGAAACCGAUAAGCAGGAAAGCUCGAAUUUAAGUAGUAAAAAUAAUUCAGACGAUGAAAACUCACAAAUACACGUAAAGCCAUCAAUAUCUUUACCUGGUCAAUUGGUGGCAAAAAGAGAUAAAUUUCCUUCUAAAACUAAUACUUUGAUAGAAAAGACAAAUAAUAUAGAAGCCGUACAAAGCGAAAAAUCUUCCCAUUUUGGUGUAAAUCUUUCAAGAGUAGCAAAAAAGGUAUGGAGUGAGCAUUGUACAAAAAAUUCGCACGUUCUUAACGACUGUAACUGGUGCUGGUGUGACAGCAACCAUCGGUACAAGUGUCAUGCUCGAGCUUGCGGCGAGGUGGACAUGUUUGGACAUUUUAAUGAUGCAAUAAAAGAUAUAGACGUUGGAAUUGAAGGAAAAGGCUCUUGGCGCACCACAGAAACAGCCUGCUCUCCAGGAGUGCACUACCGGCGGGAUUCAGUACUAUGUGUGUGCAAUGAAGAUGGCAACUGGCCUAACCCAGUCUGUAGGGACAUAUUUCGAGUCAUGCACUCAGUAGAAGUCACUAGAGGAAUAGAAAUAUCACAAAAAUGCGAGCCAUCUAAACUCCAUUUAGUUGGCUGCAACGUGUGUUUUUGUCCUUCGUCUGGGAUUCUGAAUUUGGACUUAUGUACAAAAAUGACAUGUUUAAAAGAAGAUCCCGUUAUGAAUGCUACCAGAAAUCUUGAGUACGAAAUGAAAGUGGAAGACGAUAGUGAAUUAGAAAUAUAUGCAACAUGUACAACAAAUAAACAAUAUUCCUUAGAAUGCCGAACAUGUACAUGCCUUCGUAACAAUAGACUCCUUUGUAAUAGCAAUAACUGCUCGACUGUAGAAAGACGUGAAGAAAAAUCUAAUCAUCCUAAUUUGAUUAAAGAAUCCGUUUGCGAUAACUAUGACGUGGGUGAGAUUUUUAACGAAGCUUGCAAUUACUGUUUCUGUGACGGAAAAUCUUUAAAAUAUUGCACAACAAAGAGAUGUUUAAAAUACUUUCCUUUAAGGCAACUAGAUAUAACUGAAAAUGAAUUCGAACUAACCCAAGCCCCCAUUGAUAAUAACGAAUGCAAACCGGGAACUAAGUAUAAUAGAGAUUGCAAUACCUGUUAUUGUUCGAGCCAAAAUGGUAAAAAGAGUUUUAGUUGUACAAUGAAACAAUGUAAUGUCAAAAAUGCUGUUGAUUUAAUUGAAAAUGAUUGUGUUAAUAGAACAAUGUACGAAAAAAAUUGUUUAAUAUGUCGAUGUGAUAUAGAAGCGGGUGCAAAGAGAGAAACUUGCGUAGCAGAUAGAUCAUGUACUAGAAUAUCAUAUGAUAAAGAAACUCAUGCAUUAGAUAUUGAAUUAUUGCAAGGUUUCUGUAAACCUUUACACGGUUACAAGAAAGAGUGUAACACGUGUCAAUGUCUGUCGAAUAGCAAAAUACUAAAAUGCACAAGCCGUAACUGUAAAUCACCACAAGCUUUAACAGUUGAGGUGAUACCAGUUAAGCCGAAACGUCCAGAUCACUGUCCUAUAGGUCUGUCUUAUGAAUUAGACUGCAAUGUAUGCUUCUGUCUGGAAAAUGGAAAUGCUAUUUGUACUACAAACGAUUGCGAAGACAAAUAUGAAGACCUUUAUUAG